AUUCAGCACCAGUCUUUGGUUUUAUCCAUGACACUUGUGGGUAGAAGCAGUCAGAAUAAAUCUGUCCUGUAAUGUUCAGACCUGUAACCUGCACAUUGGGUCCAGAUGCUCCUCCCCCUGAGAGCGGCCCCACCUGUCUCCUGGGGCUCCUCCCCCUGAGAGCGGCCCCACCUGUCUCCUGGGGGCCAGAUGGGAGAGUUCCCACUCUUUCAUAUCUUAUUAAAGGGCCGGUACUACCUGUGUAGAUUCCAUGCAGAAAUCCGAUGUACCUAGAGUUCAGCGGUGUAUGAGUGAGAGCCACAGUCCUGCUCCCACAAUGCACUGAGCUCUGGGAGUUAUUUGUAGUUCAGUGUUGUCGUCAUGCAGAGUCUUUGCUUGUAAAUAGGUGCCCAGUUUGAGUGGCAGCCUCCCCUGUCCUUGUGCCACCCGUAUGGCCGGGGAUCACUUUGUGGACAGAGGGGCUGUUUUUAUCUGCCCCCCCCACUCAGGGACUGUCUGUGUUUACAUGGAGUCUGCUCCCUUCCCUGUGUCCAGAGUGAAUGUUAAACCUGCCGCCUCCCAGAUCAGCACAACAUGAGUUAAUUAGUCGUGGCAGCAGGUUAAUGACAAACUGACAGUGAGGGGGUGAAUAAAUGGGCCCUAGAGUUUUGCUCUUCUGCGCGAGAGUCUCCACUCCCAGCACCUCCUGACAGCAGUGCUAUUGUAGUUCAGCAACUUCCAUGUGGCACUGAGACUCUAAACAUUACAUAUUGGGUAAUUUGGGGAUAACCUGUUAAACUUUCACUGACUGAUAAGGGGUCAGGACCCGAUGUACAGCUGCUGGUGUCUCGCGUCCCCCCGUGCUGUUUCCUGUCUUUCUAUUGGCUGGGGGCUGCCCUCCUCCUGUACUCACAGCCGGUUACACUUUAUCUAAUGAUUGUGUGAGUAACACACGCGGCACAGACUGGUGGGCAACAUGCGGCUCCUGGGCAGGUACCUGAGACUCGGGUCCCCUCGGCUCUGCUCUGGGGUCUGGCCCACAGUUCCACCCUCCUGCUCUCCCCACAGUACGGCGGCUGCUGCCCAGGCUCAGGGGGCUCUGAGUUUCUCCGAUGGGGGGGUAUUUAAACUGAAGAGCAGCUGGGAAGUGGCCCGUGGGCUCCUGAUAUUUAGGAUGUGCUCAUUCCCGAGUCUGGUCAAGCAUUCAGAGAAGAUGCUGUCUGUCUCUCGUCGCCUCCUGGGCCGCCGUCUCUUUGAGUGGGGCAUGAAGGGCUCAGUAUAUGGGCAGUUUGUAGCUGGGGAGACCCUUCCAGAGAUCCGAGUGUGUGUGGAUCGACUGAGGCAGUUGGGCAUCCAUCCCAUGUUGGCAGUGCCCAUUGAGGAAGAUCUGGGCCAAGCCAAAAGCGGAGAGCGCUGGUACGAGCAGAACAAGUCGAUCAUGUUGGACUGUGUGGAUCUCUCGGCCGCUGGGGGGGACCGACCCAUGAUGCAACUGAAAAUCACUGCUCUCAUGAGCGCCGAACUGUGUAAGCUGCUGUCUGUGCAUCUCUCCCACCCAUCCAAUGGGCCCCAGCUGUGUCCCAGAAGCAUUGUCUCAAUCAUGGAGGGGAAGGAAUCCGCAUUUUCCUUCCUGUCGGAGGGAGAGAACAGUCACUUGCGGAACUCUGUGCGGAGACUGAGCCGCAUCGCUAAGCAUGCAACAGCCAAUAGGGUGCGUGUCCUGGUGGAUGCAGAAUACACCUAUAUGAACCCUGCACUCAGUCUGGUUACCAUGGCAAUGAUGUCCCAGUGCAACCAAUCAGAGCCUUGGAUCUGGAAUACCUACCAGUGUUACCUGAAGGACUCCUUUUCCCUCCUCUCUCUGGAUCUGGACACAGCUCGGAGCCUCGGCCUUUGCUUUGGGGUGAAGUUAGUGCGCGGCGCCUACAUGGACAAAGAGCGGAAACUGUCCAAACAGAAGGGUUACGCUGACCCCAUCCAGCACGACUGGGAAGCCACCAAUAGAAGUUACCAGCGCUCCCUGGAUAAAAUGCUGGAUCUGAUUGGCCAGAACGGGCAGCGGCACAACCUCAUCGUAGCCAGUCACAACGAGGAGUCGGUUCUCCAUGCAGUUACCAGGCCAGGCCGGCUACCUCGUCUAUAAGUCUCUCCCGUAUGGAUCCGUGGAUUCCGUCCUUCCCUAUCUGAUCAGACGAGCCCAGGAGAACCAGAGUGUCCUGCAGGGGAUCCGUAAAGAGAGAGACCUCCUCCGACGGGAGCUCAAGAGACGCCUGUUUAACCAGC
Xenopus laevis (African clawed frog) is the source of this 2262-nucleotide messenger RNA. RefSeq names its product proline dehydrogenase (oxidase) 2 L homeolog (gene prodh2.L). The record is from RefSeq and is a predicted model, not a curated record. The transcript is spliced from 9 exons. The coding region runs from base 956 to 2122 and encodes 388 amino acids. Gene Ontology annotation, cellular component: mitochondrion. NCBI's taxonomy places the organism in Eukaryota, Metazoa, Chordata, Amphibia, Anura, Pipidae. Gene Ontology annotation, biological process: L-proline catabolic process; amino acid catabolic process; carboxylic acid catabolic process. Gene Ontology annotation, molecular function: proline dehydrogenase activity; oxidoreductase activity, acting on the CH-NH group of donors, quinone or similar compound as acceptor; FAD binding.